Molecule: messenger RNA, 2036 nt
Organism: Hevea brasiliensis (rubber tree)
Lineage: Eukaryota; Viridiplantae; Streptophyta; Magnoliopsida; Malpighiales; Euphorbiaceae
Product: AP-2 complex subunit mu
Exons: 13
Coding region: 294-1610 (438 amino acids)
Biological process (GO): endocytosis; intracellular protein transport
Cellular component (GO): clathrin adaptor complex; cytoplasmic vesicle
Source: RefSeq, a predicted model, not a curated record
AGGCACGUGCCAGACAUCCUCGCGUGCAAAGGGAAAGACCGAAAAGUGCCAUUGCUGAAUGCUGACUACAACUCUGCAACUCUCAACGAAGAAAUUACUGUUUCUUGCAUAUCAGAUCCUCUCAUCCAGCGCCCACCUUCUCCAAUCCUAAUCUGGUGGUUUAUUUGUAAAUAAUCAAUUCGACCGGCUCCAUUAAGCUCAGAAUCUCCAGAUCUGUGCUUGCGCAUCAUCAUCCUUGUGGUUCCUUGUGUGUUGCUCGUUGAUUAUUCUGGACUCGAUCCACUGGAUCAGCGAUGCCGGUGGCUGCAUCUGCCAUUUACUUCUUAAAUCUUCGGGGUGAUGUGCUCAUCAAUCGUCUCUAUCGUGACGAUGUCGGUGGGAAUAUGGUGGAUGCAUUCCGAAUGCAUAUAAUGCAAACGAAAGAACUUGGCACAUGUCCAGUACGGCAAAUUGGAGGUUGCUCCUUCUUUUACAUGAGAAUCAGCAAUGUCUACGUUGUGAUUGUUGUCAGCAGCAAUGCUAAUGUGGCUUGUGCAUUCAAGUUUGUUGUCGAGGCUGUUGCAUUGUUCAAAUCAUACUUUGGUGGGGCUUUUGAUGAAGAUGCCAUCAGAAAUAAUUUUGUCCUGAUUUAUGAGCUGCUGGAUGAAAUUAUGGACUUUGGUUACCCACAGAACCUGUCUCCUGAGAUUUUAAAGCUUUACAUCACUCAGGAAGGAGUGCGCUCACCAUUUUCAUCCAAGCCUACAGAUAAACCUGUUCCUAAUGCAACAUUACAAGUCACUGGUGCUGUUGGUUGGCGGAGAGAGGGCCUUGUUUAUAAAAAGAAUGAGGUUUUUCUUGAUAUUGUGGAAAGUGUAAAUCUUCUUAUGUCUUCAAAAGGUAGUGUUCUACGUUGUGAUGUAACGGGGAAGAUUCUCAUGAAGUGCUUCCUUUCUGGAAUGCCUGAUUUGAAGUUGGGUUUAAAUGAUAAAAUUGGCCUUGAGAAAGAGUCACAAAUGAAAUCCCGUCCUGCUAAAAGUGGCAAAACGAUUGAACUUGAUGAUGUUACUUUCCACCAAUGUGUAAAUUUGACAAGGUUCAACUCAGAAAAGACUGUUAGUUUUGUCCCACCAGAUGGUGAAUUUGAAUUGAUGAAGUAUCGUAUCACCGAGGGAGUUAAUCUUCCAUUUCGGGUAUUGCCAACAAUCAAAGAACUUGGUCGAACACGCAUGGAAGUGAAUGUUAAGGUCAAGAGUGUCUUUGGUGUGAAAAUGUUUGCACUUGGAGUUGUUAUCAAAAUUCCUGUACCCAAACAAACUGCUAAGGCAAGCUUCCAGGUGACGUCAGGUCGAGCGAAGUACAAUGCUGCAAUUGAUUGUUUGGUUUGGAAGAUAAGAAAAUUUCCUGGACAAACUGAGCCCACCUUGAGUGCAGAAAUUGAGUUGAUUUCUACAAUGGCAGAGAAGAAAUCGUGGACAAGGCCACCAAUUCAAAUGGAGUUCCAGGUUCCCAUGUUUACAGCAUCUGGUUUACGUGUUCGAUUUCUUAAGGUAUGGGAAAAGAGUGGGUACAACACAGUUGAGUGGGUCCGUUAUAUUACUAAAGCAGGCUCGUAUGAGAUUAGGUGCUAGAAACAUGUAAACUCUACUGUGAGACUUUCAUGAGAGGAAAGGAGGUUGAUGGACUACUUUGCUAGCUGUUAUAGCCAAGUUGGAAGAAACCACUGCAUACAAAAAUACCUUGUCGACAACAAAAAUAUGCAGCUGGAUUUCUUGUGUUGAUUCUUUUUAUUGAUGGGAGUGUUGUGCUGUUGUCAAUGCCAUUGGUUGAAGUGAAUAUUGUUUGUGCUGUAAAGGCUAGUCCCUUGUUAGAACAGGAUGACUUUUUUUUUUUAAUUUUAAUAUUUUUAAUCCUUUUUGAUAUAUAAUAUUAUUGCUAUUUUAAUCUUAAUUUUAAUUACUCUGUAUCUGUUUGAUGCAUUUUGCUACAGAUUAUUUUAUUGUUGUAAUGAUGAAAUGAUUAAUCCAGUGUACUUGAACAAGAGUUCUUUUUCUAAA